Trichomycterus rosablanca is the source of this 3277-nucleotide messenger RNA. It is a transcript of the gene jpt2, whose product is annotated as Jupiter microtubule associated homolog 2. The record is from RefSeq and is a predicted model, not a curated record. Bases 108 to 716 code for a protein of 202 amino acids. Lineage: Eukaryota; Metazoa; Chordata; Actinopteri; Siluriformes; Trichomycteridae. Gene Ontology annotation, cellular component: nucleus. The transcript has 5 exons.
AUGUGAGUGUGCAGUAUUAGAUUUAACGCCACACCGGGUUCAGCAUAGCGGAUUAUUGUGCGUCCAGCUCAGUCCAGUCCAGCUCCGAGCCAGAACUCAGAUAUACAAUGACUUCCACCAACAUGUUCCAGGGCCUCGAUGAGGGGUCUAAACCCAGCUCCAGGGUUCUGCGACCUCCCGGUGGUGGCAGCAGCAACAUAUUUGGCGGUUACGAGGAUGCUGGUGCCUCCAGGCGGCCAAACAAGAUGGCUUCUAAUAUUUUUGCCCCUGCCGAGGCACCUCGAGGAGGUUCCACACGCUCCAAUCCUCCAGGUGGAAAGAGCAGUGGGAUUUUUGCUGAACCUGUGGCUCCUUCUCAACCUAAAAUUGUUCCUCCUGGUGGAGCAAGUAGCAACAUCUUCGGGGGACCAGAGACAAACCCACCCGCUGUAAAAAGUCAUCCCAACAAACCAAAGGAUAAUAUCGGUUUGGGUGCAGCAGUUACACCAGAACCACCAGCACCCCGGCCAAAGGAGCCUGAACCAGUGAAGGAGAUGGUUAAAGUGCCACCAGCUACUCCUACAAAAGAGGCAGCACCUGCUGAGCCAACACCCACUCAGGAUGCUGAGGCUUCCCUAUCCGAAAAGGACCACGAGCCACGACUCGGAGCUCGGCCGCGCUCUCACAACAGGGUGCUCAACCCUCCCGGUGGAAAAUCCAGCGUGGUCUUCUACUAACCAGCCCUGCUUUUGUUUUCUAUUUCUUUGUUCACAAAUACUGUUAUGUAUUUUUUUCAACCCCUAUUUUCAUUAUGUCUGUUCUUUAUGAUUUAUGUUUUCAUCUUUAUUUCUGUUGCUCUUGCACUUACUGUAACUCUUGCUCAUUCCUUACACGUUGCUCUUCCUCUUUUUGUAUGACGGUUUGAGUAAUGGUUGCGCUCAAUCAAUCAAACGUUUGCUCUCAUGUCAAUCACACUUGCACGUUAAUGAGUUAAUGUGACUGUACUUACUGUAAUUGAAAACAUUUGGAAUACUAGUCUGUGAUUCAGCUGAAUCAUGCCUCUUUAAUGCCUAGUGCAUGCUAUGCAAUUUUUGGCCUAGUUUUUCCAGUCACGACAUAUUGGAAAUCUAUGUGUGCCCACAAUAAAAUAUUUUUUUCAAUUUUUCCAGCAUCCCAAAAUGCGUAGUACCAUACUAACCAGUGUGUAAAACAACACGAAUAAUGGUGCUUUAUACACUGAUCAGACUGUUUCUCUGCAUGCUUUUUUUGCCUGUCAGGACCACCACAGAGCAGGUAUUAUUUAGGUGGUGGAUGAUUCUCAGCACUGCAGUGACACUGACAUGGUGGUGGUAUGAGUGGAUCAGACACAGCAGCGCUGCUGGAGUUUUUAAAUACCGUGUCCACUCACUGUCCAUUCUAUUAGACACUCCUACCUAGUUGGUCCACCUUGUAGAUGGAUAUAUUUUUGCUUGGUGGACUAUUCUCAGUCCAGCACUGACCGUGAGAUGUUUAAUAACUCCAGCAGCGCUGCUGUGUCUGAUCCACUCAUACCAGCACAACACAUACUAACACACCACCACCAUGUCAGUGUCACUGCAGUGCUGAGAAUGAUCCACCACCCAAAUAAUACCUACUCUGUAGUGGUCCUGGGAGAGUCCUGACCAUUGAAGAACAACAUAAAAGGGGGCUAACAAAGCAUGCAGAGAAACAGAUGGACUACAGUCAGUAAUUGUAGAACUACAAAGUGCUUCUAUAUGGUAAGUGAAGCCGAUAAAAUGGAAAGUGAGUGUAGAAACAAGGAGGUGGUUUUGAUGUUAUGGCUGAUCGGUGUAUAUUUCACUUCAAUUUGCUGACAUUUGUUAUUGAAACUUGUCUUCUGCUGUUUGUGUAGUGUCUACACUCUUAAUGCUCACAAGAAAUCUGGUUGUAAGGCAUGAAAACAUGCAGCGGGGCAACAUGACAAUUGGAAAUAUUAUGUAUAAUUGUGUAGCGUGUACUAGGCAGACUGUUCAACUGGAGCCAUUGGUCUAACUAGGAGUUCUUUGAUUAUAUUUGCAUUCUGAACAUUUCCUACAGUGUCGCUACAUUUCCUACAAAUGUACACGAUAGUAAUAAAGCCUUACCUGAGCAUUUUAGGGCUUAUAUGAAGCUAUAAGUGGCUUAUAUGACAUGCGUACUGUCAGCAUAGCAAGCUUGAAGCUGCAAAAGCUAGUUUUCAGCUUUAUUUGAUGAUCAGAAUGGCCUUAUCUGAUAUUAAUUAAUCAUUUAAUGUGGUAAUAAUCUCUCAUGACGGUAAAUAUGAAGACGUUGGUGUAAUUAACUCUUUCAUUGAACACUCCACUGAUACCCUUAUCACAGUAGUUGAUUUUUUUCUAAUUAAUUAGUUUGCCAUCCUAAUUGAUUGAUUUGUCUUCCGCUGCUGAGGGAUACCCAAUUGCAUCCAAGGAGAGCACGUAGCUGUACACGCCUCUUCCGACACAAUUAUUACAGCACUCCUCUUCUCGCCCCUGCAUUCUGCACAGGCGUCUCUUCCGCCAAUCAGGGUCCAUACACAGCAUAUGAAGACCCACCCACCCACACGUAGUCUGGCCCCCACCCUGCCGAUACGGUGGCCAAUUAUGCCAGCCAUAUGGCGCCCAGCCGACUGGUGGCAACAAUGAGUUUCGAACCGAGGAGUUAAUAAUACCAAAUAUCAUGCUGUGCCACCUAGGCGGUUGAUGUCAUUCUUCUCCGAUGGGGGGAAAAAGAAAUCCCCACCCCUUCUGACACUUAUAGACGGUUGAAUCGUAACAGUUGUAUGCACGAUGGAACGUGUGCUUGGGAACACAUUGUUCAGGAAAGCGUUGGCAUACUUGUAUAAUACCAAAAUGAGCGCACUCCAAAACCACAGUGCCCACACAAGACCGGUAGAUUGUAAUACACAAAUGCUGUAAGAAUUCAAUCCCUGAGUAAACCAGAAACAUAUUACUGGUUAAUUCUGCUUUAAUUUUGUAUUAUUUGACUGCAGUCAUAAUAAACCUAAACAUACUUGAGACGAAUGCAUUCAUGCAGCUCGGUCUUAGACUCUCUGUAUUGAAUUUCAUUGACUGUAUGAGUUCAUGUUCAUGUCUAGAGCUUAAGCUGCUGUAUUCAGUUAAAUUGGCAGUGGGAAAGAUGAGUUCGGUGCACGCUUGUGUGAAGUUGUUUCUCUCAUGCUGGUGGCACCGCUGCCUAAAGUGCCUGUGUGGAUGCAAGGUCACAGAAAACUGUUGCAAUAAACUACUCUAUUUUAUUGGUUAAUAAAUGAUUGUAUUGCUUU